Molecule: messenger RNA, 1458 nt
Organism: Phaedon cochleariae (mustard beetle)
Lineage: Eukaryota; Metazoa; Arthropoda; Insecta; Coleoptera; Chrysomelidae
Source: the annotation of a GenBank genome assembly
GUCAAAAAUCAAAAUGGCAUAUAAAUGUAAAUAAACAAAGAUCCAACAAUCCAAAUAUAAACUUUCAAUACUUGCAUAAAAAUUGUAAUAUUCAAUAAAAAUUAAUAAUAUCAUUGAAGGAGUUUCAUUUCUACCUGAUUAAAGUGUAAAAAAGUGUAUUGAAAAUGCCUGCAGCUGUGCAAGAAAAAUCCACUGACCAUUCAGAGCAAAUGUGGAAGGGCUUGAAGGCCCACAUCAUACGCGAAAGGGCUAGGAAAAGGCAAGAGAGGGAACAAGAGGUCGAAGAGGAACGUCUUAGGAAAGAACGAGAAGCCAGAGAGCAGCAAGAUGUGAUGACUCUAGGAGAGACAAGAGAACAGAUUUCACAGCUGGAAGCAAAGCUCACACAGCUCAAGGAAGAAAAACACCAGUUGUUCUUACAGCUCAAAAAGGUCCUCAACGAAGAUGAUAACAGGAGAAGACAGAAAGAAAACAGCGAAAACAUGAUUGCCCUGCAAUCCCUGCCGCCCUCCACUAUGAUCCACCAGCAGCUCUACAUCCAGCAGCAGCCUCAGCAGCAGCAGCCCCAGCAGCAGCAGCAGCAACCGCAGCAGCAGCCGCCCCCGCAGGCCGCCCGAUGCGCCCCCAUGGGGCAGGGCCCGCCCCAGCAGGCCUUCAAGCCGGCCAAGCGGCCGAGGAGCCCCAGCCCGCCGCCGCAGGUGCCCGUCUCUAUGUACCACGGGUACGGGUACAAGCCGGCGCCUGCUGGGUACCAGGGUUCUCCGCAGAAAGAUGAUGGUAGACGUAAUGAGUUAGUACGAGCAGUACUAUGGAACAAAACGCCCCAGUACAGCACGCAGCCGAGCGCCUUUUAUCCUGUGGCGCCACAGGAGCUGCCCAUCUACUACCCGCUGCCCCGCGAGCCCGGCAUGCAGUCCGGCCGGGCGGUGUACGAGACACAAAGGCCGCCCGCGUUCCAUCUCGAGCCCAAGAUGCCGGAGCACUACGCGCUGCGGGCGGCCGGCUCCCACGGGGGCCACGUGAUGCACCCUGGGGGCAUGACGAUCAGCCAGCAGGGACAACCCAAAGGUGGUAGUAUAACUGCUGGAUACCCUGUACGAAGUCAGCCUCAGUACCAACCUGCUCCACCUACUUCGUUGUACACAGGCCAAACUAGGCCUCUGUAUCAGUCUUCUGGAGCACCAUUGAAUUACCCACCUAGAGAUUAGGAAAACAAAAUGAAAAUUCUAGAAAGAAAACAGUUUUUCUUUUCAGUUUCUCGAUGAUUUUAUGGAAUUGUGAUAUUUUGCAAUUCAACGUGAAUUGAUAGUAAUAUUGAAUUGAUUAUGAUGACAUUUUUAAUAUUUUUUUUAUGUAAUAUAUGAGUUUUUCUAUAGGUAUAAAUGGUGAUAUGAUGCUAUUGUAUUUUGAUGGUAGGCAUGACUAUUAUUUCUAUAGUUGAUGAUGUAUAAUAGAAUG